AUGGCAGACUCCAAAGCAAAGCAGACAGCUGCACGAAUAAUAUCCAAACUGCCCGGCGCAAUCAAACCCUCCUCGCCUUCCUCCAAACCACGAGUGUUGUCUCGGUUCGAGUUGAAAAACAGACUCUCUCCCACCGCUAAAAAUAAAGACACGCCCUCGCCCAUCGAUAUAAACGCAUUCUAUAAAGAACGUCCCUCCCGCUGGUCUGCCUUUCGAAGUCGAUUUCGCGCUCGCUACGAUGCUUUGCCAACAUCAGUUCGAUGGACUUUUCGUGCGCUUCGAACUAUUGCGCCCAUAGUGCCAGUGGGGAUAUUCUUUUCCGAGCAUGUGCUUCAACUCAUGUGGGUUGCCGGACCGUCUAUGACGCCGUAUCUAAAUGAGAACUAUGAGCAGACACAGACGGAGAGUGAUAUUAUUCUUGUGAAUUUGUGGCCGUGGGGGACCGUGUGGCCCUGGAAUAGGACGAGGAGGUUGGAGAGGGGGAUGGUUGUUACGUUUCGGUCACCUGCGAAUCCCGAGCAUAUAGCCAUUAAACGAGUUAUCGCCCUCCCAGGCGACCGCGUCAUGACACGAGAACCAUGUCCACGACCCUCGCAAAUAGUCCCCUUCAAUCAUGUCUGGUUAGAAGGUGAUGCGGACGAUCCACGCAAAUCGCUUGAUAGUAAUACUUACGGCCCAGUGAGCAUCAAUUUGAUUACGGGUAGUGUGGUGGCGGUGCUAUAUCCGCGCAUGAGGCUUCUGAAAUGGUGGGAAUGGGAUCCGCCUGCUGAAGCCCAGGCGGGUUCUGAUUCACAAAAGGAGGCGGGAGAAGCGUAUCGAAGUUCGGUUAGAGAUAGAGUUGUUAAACAAGCUGUUAAGAUUGAGGUACCUGGAUUGGAUUGA
Talaromyces marneffei is the source of this 882-nucleotide messenger RNA. RefSeq lists its product as uncharacterized. The transcript has 2 exons. Gene Ontology annotation, cellular component: mitochondrial inner membrane peptidase complex. The record is from RefSeq and is a predicted model, not a curated record. Gene Ontology annotation, biological process: mitochondrial respiratory chain complex assembly. Lineage: Eukaryota; Fungi; Ascomycota; Eurotiomycetes; Eurotiales; Trichocomaceae. Gene Ontology annotation, molecular function: serine-type endopeptidase activity. Bases 1 to 882 code for a protein of 293 amino acids.